AUGGCAUCUGAUAGAAAGAAGAGACGAAUUGAAGAAGAAAAUAGAGAAUUUAAUCAGGAUUGGACCGAGUCGUUUGCGUUCAUAUGCAACAUAGAUGGCCUGCCGACUUGUCUCAUUUGCCAAGAAAAACUGGCGCACAAUAAGAAGUCCAAUUUGGAGAGACACUUAACUACAAAACAUGCCCGAUUCGCUGUUCAAUAUCCAACCGGUGAGGCACGGAAAAAAGCUGUCAAAGAGCUUCAAAAACAAAACCAACAGCCCAGUUCUAUGCUCAACCACUGGGCGCAAUCUUCAAGUAAUGUCAAUCUGGCAAGCUUCGCGUUAUCAUUACAAAUUGCAAAAAAGAGGGAAACCAUUCACAGAUGGUGA
Messenger RNA from Physella acuta, 369 nucleotides. Its product is annotated as general transcription factor II-I repeat domain-containing protein 2-like. The record is from RefSeq and is a predicted model, not a curated record. Lineage: Eukaryota; Metazoa; Mollusca; Gastropoda; Physidae.